Molecule: messenger RNA, 5422 nt
Organism: Polistes dominula (European paper wasp)
Lineage: Eukaryota; Metazoa; Arthropoda; Insecta; Hymenoptera; Vespidae
Gene: Ac13E
Product: Adenylyl cyclase 13E
Biological process (GO): intracellular signal transduction; cyclic nucleotide biosynthetic process; adenylate cyclase-activating G protein-coupled receptor signaling pathway
Cellular component (GO): plasma membrane
Molecular function (GO): adenylate cyclase activity
Source: RefSeq, a predicted model, not a curated record
AGUCGUAUUGAAAGUUUGAAAAUAUGAAUUCCCGCCAAAAGUGACAGAAGACGUUAGUUAAGUCGUUCUAUUAAUAAAUCAAUUUGAAUAAUCUGUAAAAAGAAAUAUUUCAUAUUGUUCGGUAUAAUUUUCUUAUCUUUAAUUUACGAAUAGAAAUGAACAGCUGUGAGAACUUAUUAUUAUCUUUUCGUAAGUGCAUAAUUUUAGCGAUCAGCUGCUCGAUAAUGUGUGGCAACAGUGUUUGGGCGAUGUCGUUGGUAUUGUUCAGUAUUGUUGACUUCAAGAUGGCUGCGGAUUACUGUGGGAGAUAUUCUAAGAAAUCGUAAUUCUCCCUAAAGGAAUUUUCUUAUUUUAUAUAUAAAUAUAUAUAAUUCAACAAAUCUUGUGUUAUACGACCUUAAAAACUUCGAUGACAAUUGCACCGACGUUUAAUAGCGUCGUUCGAUUUAGAAUACUGUAGAAAAAAAAAAAAGAUAAAAAAAAACAAGAAAAGAAUAUGAAAAUCAUGCCAUCUGACAUUAGCUGACUUAUGGAAGAACCUCCAAUGUCAGCAAGGAGGAUGAUUUUUAAAGUUUUAUGGCGUUAUCGCCUUUAACCGAGUAAUACUCAAAUGUCAAUAUGAACCCAUCGAUGAACCGAAAACGCAGUUCGUCUGUAAGUUUUACAAGAGGAAAAGAUAACAGCGAUGAUGAUGUUGGAGAUGAAAUACACAUAUCUUUGGCACCGUACAUACAAACAUAUUUGGCACAUAGCGGACAAGGACUUGGAUGUUGUGGGAUUAGUUUACCGGUGCCAUUUGAACGUGCUGCCACGCAUUCUUGGUGGAAUCCAAAAUUUGAUUCUGAAAUUUUAGAAGAUCAAUUUAAAAGAAGUGCCUUUCCACAGAUUAGACUUAGAUUCCGAUAUGCUCUUACAUAUAUCCUGUUGGUAUCUGUGUUUUGGCUGACAUAUUUUGUAAUCACUGGAAUAGAGAAUAAUACUUCAACAUGGCCAGCUAUAGCAGCCAUUUUCAGUAUUGUUGGAACCAUGGUAUCCGCUGUAUUAUAUUUAACUCAUACGGAACAUUACAAGUCCUACGUGUUAACAACUUCAGUAGGAGUUGCAUCAGUGCUGUGCUUUCUUUCUUUACUAUUUCUUGCGGUAGUACCGCCUCACGUAGAUGGCUUAACACUAGUAGGACAUUUUGCACUAUGUUCAGAAAUCUUGUUACUGAUUUAUACGGUACUACCAAUGCCCCUUUACGCUUGUAUAGGAAUAUCUACUAUUUACUCGAUAAUAUUUGAAUUUUUAACCGCCUAUCUUUAUGGCUCGAAAAAUAGAAGACAAAGGAUAUUUGACGAUCAACAAUUUUUUAAUCAUUCUACAGUAAGAAAUAUUUCUGAAGAUCACAACAGAACAUCGGUUCCUAUCUAUUCUUCACAAGAACAUCAUAGUUUACUCAAUGGUCUCCAAAGUAUAAUGUCUAAUGUUAGCAAUGCAUUGAAAACUGGCACAGAAAUGAUGUCUAAUUUCAAUACUUCUAAUUCAAUAUCUAAUCUUAGUUCGAAAUUGUUGAAUGAAGAAAAUCUAUCUAAAAAUAUAGUAACUAAACUAAAUUCUAGUAUUCCAUUUGCUAUGGCAAAUGUUGGUUCUACUAUCAACUCAACGGCCAACAAUAUAAAUAUUAUUAAUAGUUUUAGUAAAAUGAAUGCUUCUUCUACAGAAGACAAUUUAGUUCAUAAUGUUGUUGAAUCUAUUAACAAUUGGACUAAUACAUCUGAUACUUAUUCGCAAGAUGAUAUUGAUUUUACAACGAAUCUCAGUAUAAGAAUUUUAAUGCAAAUAUGUAUUCAUUUAAUCGGCGUACAUAUCUUGAUAAUGACAUUUGUACGUAUGCGUGGUACUUUUAUGAAAGUUGGUCAAUCAUUGCUCGUACGACGUCAAUUAGAAAUGGAAAGACAACUUAAAGAAAAAAUGAUACAUUCUGUAAUGCCGCCAAAAGUAGCUGAUUGGUUAAUGGAAGAAAGUGGUAGAGAAAGGGAACGUGAAGAUUCUCUUAAAAAAGGUUCUAUACCUUCUAAUCAAACGGAUAUUAGAUCUUUAUUUCGACCAUUUAAUAUGCACUCUAUGGAAAACGUUAGCAUAUUAUUUGCCGAUAUUGUUGGUUUUACUAAAAUGAGCUCGAAUAAGACUGCAGAGGAAUUAGUUGGCAUUCUUAAUGAUUUAUUUGAACGAUUUGAUGAUUUAUGUGAGCAUCAUGGAUGUGAAAAAAUUUCUACAUUGGGUGAUUGUUAUUAUUGUGUCAGUGGUUGUCCUGAACCAAGACCCGAUCAUGCAAAAUGUUGCAUCGAAAUGGGAUUAGCUAUGAUAGAAGCUAUAAAACAAUUUGAUAUAGAAAGAAGAGAAGGUGUAAAUAUGAGAGUUGGAGUUCACACGGGAACCGUUUUAUGUGGAAUCGUUGGCACUAAAAGAUUUAAAUUUGAUGUCUGGUCAAAUGAUGUGACAUUGGCAAAUAAAUUAGAGAGUACUGGUAAACCAGGGAGGGUACAUUUGAGUGAAAAAACUUUAAAUUUUUUGAAUCAUCAAUAUAUCACAGAAGAAGGAGAGGUAGUCAACGGUAUUAAAACUUACUUUAUAAAAAGUCGUAAAUCAGAUAUUAUGAACGAAUUUGUAACAAAUAUCAUAUUACCCAAAGAUUUAUCUCCAUUAAUGCAAACUCGUCAUCGUCUUGCCUCUUGCAAUAAUCAGAACAAACCCAAACUUCAUUAUCUCCAUAUGGUAACUAAUGCAAGUAAGAUAAAAGCUAAUUCCUUGCCCAGUAUUUUGGAUUCUGAAAAUAGUAAUGACAUGGAUGAUGAGAAGGAAGAUCUUAAUAAAAGUCCAAUGUCAACUGCGAGUUAUGAAAAAAAAAGAUCGCGUAAUAAACCAUGGCGUUAUUUACAAAGACAAAGGACGAGCGAAGAAAUGACUCCUUUAGAUAUGGAAGAAGGAAAAAGUAUGAUUUUAAAACAACCAAAAAGUGAAACAUUCGAAGAUCGCAAUGGAUUCAAACGAAUUCCUUUCAAUAAUAGUGUUGAAAUGGAUCCAAAUCCUGUGCCUUCUAGUCCUUUAUUGUCUGGUCAAGAAACAAUAAGUCACGCUUCAUCGAUAUGUAGUAGAAAAGAUUCUGGUAUUAAGAGUAAUAGCAGACGUAGUAGUAUUCAACAGCAGUUGUUCCUGAUGAAUGGUAUUGCUCAAGGGGAUUUAUUAGGUCACAGAGUCAGUGGUUAUUAUACUUCUAGUUCAACUUUGAACUCUACACAUGAAAUUUCAUCAUCCGUACCACCGUACCCGUUUCCUCCAGUAGUGACUGAUACAUUUGGUGCAUGUUUUCAUAAGUUAAGAAAACAAUCUGAUUUACAAUUGAUAAGAUGCGUUCAAGACAACGUGAGUUCUCAACGAUCGUAUUUUGUGAAACCACCGUUAUCAAGCGUAACGCUAUUUUUUAAGAAUAAAGAAUUGGAAAAGGAAUACAGAGAAAAUGCACACCGAGCAAGUGAAGGUGUAACUGGCAAUCCACCGACUCUAGCUACAUCAAGAUUUAAUACUUAUUUUGAUAUAUUGAUAUCGGCCCUGGUUUACGUAGCUAUUACAAUAUCACUCUUCUUACUUUGCAAACCUUCAAUAUUUUCUAUUGUAUUUUGCGUAUUUGCCACGGCUGUUCAAAUUCUAGCCGUUUUACUUUGCAUUAGACAACUUUUUAAACCAAAUACCACUCACGCAACUUUAACUCAAAAAAUAUUCGAUUUUUUUUCUCGAUGGUAUCCCUGGCACGUUUGCGGUGCUAUAUUAGUUGGUUUACCAAUUGUUUCAAUUUUGUUAAACUUCACUUGCAAUAGUUUACGUACAUUGAAUAACUUUGAAUAUUAUUACAGUUAUUUGAUCUUCAUUGGAUUGGUACACUUUUGUAAUUUUACACAAUUGAAUUGUUGGAUGAAAAAUUUACUAGUCACCUUUGCUGGUGCUUUAUUUAUUUGUCUGGUUGUUAGUCAUAUAUCGUAUAAUCAAGAUAUGACAAUACCAAGUGAUUACGAUAUCAGAAAUAAUACGCAAGUACGAUCAGCAAUGCGUCCAAAUUUAAUCAACGCCAUUUUAAUUGAACAAAAUAAUUAUCCUAUAGAUGAAAAUUUAAUUAUUCCACGAAAAGAAUUUCGUAAUAUUGUAGAAGCGUCAACACAAUCUUCACAGAAAAUAAUCAAUCAAUCACGCAAACCCAUGAUGGAAGAAACUAUUAUAAUAACCGAAAGGGAAAAUGAAUUAAGGUACAACGAAAGAUUGUACCAUUCUGAGAUUUAUCUUGAUAUGAUACUCUUACUUCUAUUAGUUUGGUUUUUGAAUCGCGAAUUUGAGAUUAGCUAUCGAUUGAGUUUCCAUGGAAAUUUUGUAGCGGCCAGAGAUAAGACGCGUGUACAAUCGAUGAAAAAUCAAGCUGAUUUACUUUUACAUAAUAUUAUACCCAAAUAUGUAGCCGAUCAAUUGAAAACCACUGCUAAAUAUUCGCAAAAUCAUAAAUCCGUCGGGAUUAUUUUUGCCAGUAUUGUUAAUUUCAACGAAUUAUAUGACGAAUCUUAUUUGGGUGGUAAAGAGUAUCUACGAGUACUUAACGAAUUGAUUGGUGAUUUUGAUGAAUUACUCGAGAAAGCGGAAUUUUCAAAUGUUGAAAAAAUCAAGACGAUUGGUAGUACAUUUAUGGCAGCUAGCGGUUUAAAUCCACAAGUUAGACAACAAAGUGACCAUGAAUAUACUCAUCUUUUUCAAUUAAUUGAUUUUGCAAUGGCUAUGCACAAAGUCAUUUAUGAUUUUAACAGAGACUUGUUGGAAUUUAAAUUGAUCUUAAGAAUUGGUUUUAAUUAUGGCGACGUUACGGCUGGUGUAAUAGGUGCGACAAAAUUGUAUUAUGAUAUUUGGGGUGAUGCUGUAAAUAUUGCAUCAAGAAUGGAUUCAACUGGGGUCGCGGGUAGAAUACAAAUGGCUAGUAAUUGUAUUGGUGUACUCUCAGAUAAAUACGAGUUCGAACCACGCGGUCAAGUAUAUGUAAAAGGAAAAGACAAUAUGGAUGUAUUUUUACUCAAAGGAAAAAAGGAAAAUACUACAAAUGUUAAUGGUACUUGAAUUAUACAGAGUGCCAAUUAAUACAUCAAUGAUCUGACUAUGUUAUAUGGCAUGAGAUGAAAUUCGAGGUUGUGCAGUUUUAAUAUAUAUAUAAAUUGAUUUGGAUGAAAAAUGUCAAUAUACAGGGUGUACCAAAAUAUAUAUGGGCAUAACUAAAGUGAUAGUAGUGAUCAAUAUGCUAAAAUAAGCACAAGUUAGUGUUUUUCUUAUUUUAGCUUACUGAAACCACCACUCCUGUAAAGUUAUGAAAACCUUGUAUGUGGUAUGUGUGUGGACUUAAGAAUGAAUAAAA